UGCUUUUAUUAACUCUAACGCGUUCGUUGAAGUGAGUAGAAGUUAUAACAGGAGCACAUUGGAACAUGUUGGAGUAUGCGACGCGAACAAACCUUGUGUUCAGACUUCUUUGCAUUCUUUGGGCUUCUCCCAUGAUGCAUCAUGGGCUUUUCUCUCUCUAUCCCGAUUAGAUUAGAAUGAAUUAGAUAUAAUUUGAUAAGGUUAAACAUUAAUAAGAAGAGGAAGAAAGAUGAAAAGUGCAAGAUAUUCAACUAUAAUUACUACAAGGAAUAAGUCACGGUCUUUCUUUAUAGAACUUAUAGUGGUGGAUCUGUAAUAUAAUCAGAGUGGAGUGAUUAUUGAAAAUAGAGAGAAAUCCGAAAUGAUCGAAUCUUGCACGAAGAAGCGAAUGUUGUUAGGUAUCACAUUUUUAGGAGGAUUAACAGUUUUAGCGCUAAUUAUCGAGAGCCAUUGGACAAAUAGCUCAAGUAAACUUUAUGUUGAUAAUUAUGAGAAUAAUUCCUCCUGUAUCUCUGGCGAGGAGUAUGAAGUGAUAUCCGAAUGUCAUCCAUGCACUGCCUUUGAAAUUGCUAGUGAAAGCAUUGACGUUUGUAUCCAUGCAAGAUAUAAAGAAGUGCUGAAAUGUAAGAGCGGUGAAACAAUAACAAGAAGUUGUGACAAAGUAGCUUGGCUAGAGGAAAAAACAUUCUGGAAGUUCGAGGGUUUCAUGUUUGCUACAGCAAUCUUCUCUUGCUUAGCUGUAUAUUGGAGAGAGAAUAUAUUAAGACAGAGAAUAAUCAGAAAAGUAGCGAGACAAUUACGAAUUAGCGCAUGAAUGCUAUAAGUUGAGAAAAA
Messenger RNA from Acromyrmex echinatior (Panamanian leafcutter ant), 834 nucleotides. It is a transcript of the gene JTBR, whose product is annotated as jumping translocation breakpoint protein JTBR. The record is from RefSeq and is a predicted model, not a curated record. Gene Ontology annotation, cellular component: cytoplasm; centrosome; spindle. Gene Ontology annotation, biological process: mitotic cytokinesis. NCBI's taxonomy places the organism in Eukaryota, Metazoa, Arthropoda, Insecta, Hymenoptera, Formicidae.